Molecule: messenger RNA, 1652 nt
Organism: Caenorhabditis elegans
Lineage: Eukaryota; Metazoa; Nematoda; Chromadorea; Rhabditida; Rhabditidae
Gene: lipl-4
Product: Lipase lipl-4
Exons: 5
Coding region: 29-1264 (411 amino acids)
Biological process (GO): lipid metabolic process
Cellular component (GO): lysosomal lumen
Molecular function (GO): hydrolase activity, acting on ester bonds; triacylglycerol lipase activity
Source: RefSeq, marked reviewed
AAGAAAAUAAUAAUGUUUUGUGUGCAACAUGAGAGAAUCAAUCAGUGAUUUGAUGACUGUAAUGAUCCCAUUGUUAAUUAUUUUAUUACUGUCAAAUUACUCAAAAAGUGUCGAUCUUGAGUUUUAUUUAGAUACGCCGGAAUUAAUAAAAUCAUGGGGUUACUCAGUUGAGAUCUACAACACAACAACAAAAGAUGGCUUCAUUCUGGAACUUCAUAGAAUCCCAUAUGGCCGAGAAGUUCCUACAUCGUCAGAUGUGAAUAAUUCCCGUCCUGUUAUAUUUCUACAGCAUGGUUUUCUGUGCUCUAGUUUCGAUUGGGUCGCCAAUUCACCUCAUCAAAGUGCUGGAUUUGUGUUCGCUGACGCCGGGUUUGAUGUGUGGUUGGGCAAUUUUCGUGGCAACACGUACAGCCGGAAACAUGUAUCGUUGAAUCCAGAUAAGGACCCGAAAUUUUGGGAUUGGAGCUGGGAUCAAAUAUCCGAAUACGAUUUGCCAGCAAUGAUUGGAAAGGCUUUAGAAAUUAGUGGUCAGGAAAGUUUAUAUUACACUGGAUUUUCUCUUGGCACUCUCACUAUGUUUGCAAAACUUUCAACUGAUCCAAAGUUUUCUCGAAAAAUUAAGAAAUAUUUUGCAUUGGCUCCAAUUGGCUCAAUUAAACAUGCUCACGGCGUGUUCUUAUUUCUCGGUAGACACUUUGGCAAAGAUUAUGAAGAAUACGUAAAGAAACAUGGGUCCGAUGAACUAUUUGGAAGUUCUUUGCUUUUUAAGAAAAUUGUAAAGUACACGUGUGGUUUAUUUGACACUCUUGAAGAAUUUUGCUCUGAUAUUACACUCCUUUUUAUUGGUACAGCAAACGAGAAUUGGAAUCAAACCCGGAUUCCAGUAUAUUUGGCUCACACUCCUGCCGGCUCAUCGAGCAAUGUGAUGGCUCACUUGGAUCAAAUGUUUUCAUAUGGCGGAGUUCCAACUUUUGAUAUGGGAGAGGAGAAGAAUUUGAAGGCGUAUGGGCAAAAGCUACCUCCUCAGUAUAAUUUCACAGGUAUUGCGGAUGUUCCCAUCUAUCUAUUUUGGAGUGAUGAUGAUUGGCUUUCAACAAAACAAGACCUGGAAGAAACGUUGUUCGCGCAGUUGAAUUCUCAAGUCGUUCAGGGAAGCUUCCGAAUUGAAAACUACAACCACUUACAUUUCAUUUGGGGAACAAAUGCAGCCAGCCAAGUUUAUAAUGUUAUAACUGGCAUAAUUCUUCAAGACGAUAACACAUGAAACUGAUUGAUUCAUUCUAGUGCUAACCGUAAAAUAAAAAUAUAAAAAAAGAAUUCGAUCAGGAUGAGAUUCGAACUCACGCGGGGAAACCCCAAUGGAUUAGCAGUCCAUCGCCUUAACCACUCGGCCACCUGAUCACGGCAAAAACACAGUUUAGUUUGUGUACACAUCAAAACUCUACUUCUCUAACUCUCAUGCAAGAGUAAGAGUAUGCUACUCGGGAGUUUUCAAAACGAUAACGCAUGUUCUUGUUAACUAUGUGGCCCAGCAUUGACAAAAAAAGGUCCAAUGAAAGAUCGUAGACGAAACGUGUAUCUAACCACGAAAAAAGAGGAUUUCCAAACGGUCUCUUCAUGCAUUCCUGAGAAGAAGCCGUCGAAAAGUGGGA